AGCGCAGGCAGAGACGUGAUGAUCAGUGACUUGUUCGGCGAUCCAUCCAUGCAAGUCAUAAUGAAGGGGGACCCAGCACGUGACACCGAGAGAACCGCGGAUGUUUAGGCGAAGUUUCGCCGGUCCGAAAUGGCGACAAGCAAAAAGAUUUCCUGCAGCUUCUGUCGCUCGAAGACGACGAACAGCACACUCCGCCAUCGCCAACAUUGCGGCCAUCAGCCAGUUUGAUCUUGUUGCUUCGCUGACAGGAAUCAAUGGCGCAUCGAAUUAUCGCCCAGAUCGUCCUAACCGGCGGGCGUGUCUUUGGCAGGGCCUUUGCAGAGGCAUACAAGCAAGCACAAGCAUCGACACAAUAUGCAAGGGCUGCUGCGAAAAGUGACCCGGGUGCCGUCAAUACCGCCGCCGCUUCCGGAAUGACCCUUGACGAAGCCUGCAAGAUUCUCAACGUGAAGCCUCCCCAAGGUGGCGCCACCAACAUGGAACAGGUCAUGGAGAGGUUCAAGAAGUUGUACGAUCUCAACGAGCCGAAGAAAGGUGGUGGUGGAUCCUUCUACCUCCAGAGCAAGAUUCUUCGUGCAAGAGAACGGAUAGAGAUGGAGGCCCGCGCCGCCGAGCACAAGGCCAAGUUGGAAAAAGAAAUCAAAGAAGGUUGGAGACCCAAGAUAUACAAAGAUUGAUCUCCCUUGUGGCUGACCGUCUCCAAAGGACGGUAACGAGACUGGAUGGCCAACUCGGCCCACACCACUUCGUUUCCUCGAAUCCUCUUUUCGACAAUUGUUUCUCGAGCAUAGCGGACGGCGUUGGAUGGGGAUCUACUGUAAAAAUCGAUUGUACUAUACCAUGGGCGAGGGUCUACGCUAGAAUCUUUCAGCAAAGAGAAUGGGAUUUUCACGUCUUGGAUGGAUGCUCCUUCUACUUUCGAGGGAAGGGUGGCUAUAUGCAGGAAGAGAUAGCAGACAGGCCGACGCGGUGUCUCUGGUAUCAGAUCUGCCAUAUUCGCAGCCUUGGGGGUUGGGGGACCGACGCCGCUCCAUCCCAAUGAGCGACUCUCCACUCAAGGAAGGAAAUUGGGACCAUGUUGAAUCGGCCAUAUAUUGGCCCGGGGUGAAGUCGAUGCAGACAUGUAGAGAACGAGAGCGAACGAAAGAGAUCCAGGAGAGGGUUGGGGAAACUCGAUACUCCCUCCUGGCGCUCAAGCAGGUUCCAGAAAUGAUAACACAUUCAAAGUCACAUUUGGCUAGUGGCUAUUACAUACGGUGAUGUGUUGGCAGCCAAAAAAGGAGCACGGAUCAGUCAAGCCGACCAGUUUCGAUGCUUGCGUAAGGAGGAAGGGCAGGGAAGACCAGGAUCACCACGAUCACCGGGUUAGAAGUGGG
Messenger RNA from Cladophialophora immunda, 1376 nucleotides. RefSeq names its product mitochondrial import inner membrane translocase subunit tim16. The coding region runs from base 255 to 677 and encodes 140 amino acids. The record is from RefSeq and is a predicted model, not a curated record. Lineage: Eukaryota; Fungi; Ascomycota; Eurotiomycetes; Chaetothyriales; Herpotrichiellaceae. Gene Ontology annotation, cellular component: TIM23 mitochondrial import inner membrane translocase complex. Gene Ontology annotation, biological process: protein import into mitochondrial matrix. The transcript is spliced from 2 exons.